ACCCAUGCGGCGUUGUGGUCGUGUAGGUUAGUGACGUCACUGGGGGCGGAAGUGGCUGCGGCGACCACAGAGACAGAGUUAUUCCCCAUAGCCGCGGAGGUCGCGAAUCUGUCGGCCAGGAGGAUGGCCUUGUUGGUGGGGAAUAGAGUGGGGUAAAGAGGGAGUUUGAGACAGCUGUGGUAUGAGAGGAUUGGGAGGAAGUGGAGAGUGGGGGAUGAGAGACAGAGUUGAGGAGGGAUUGAGCAGGAGGCAGGAAGUUGGGACCUUCUCUCUCCCCUCUCUUUGGAAAAGUCGGUGACAGUCCAACCGGAUUUACUGGUCAGGAAGUGAAGUGUAACUUUCGUUUUCUCUUUCUGAUCUAUAGCUGCGCCUAUUUUAGGAAGCGGACAUUGCUCGGGUCUGAGGAGUUUUGCUUGUUCAGGGAAUUUUAGACCUGGCCUGAGCGGGGCCAGCAGUUUGAGAAAGUUUAUUCUGGCAGUGUUAUCUGUCCCGCUUCGAGUUUUCCAGGUGAGCUUUGCAAAAGGCCGAACUUCGGAGGAACAGUCUUGAAGUACGGAGAGUUAAAGUCAUUCAGAUGAGAAUAGAACGUUGCAGGAGCAGACCUACCAGACAUGGCAAGCCAACACGUCCCCUUGGUUAUUAUAAGUGUCACAGCAUGCGUACUGGGAUUGCUACUGAACAAGUACAUUAAUUACACCAAAUGCGAGGACUGUGACGACAAUUGGAUAGCACUGGAUAUAAAAGGUUUAGAGGAGGAUUUCACGAACAAGCUGUUUGGACAGCACAUUGCAAGUGAAGUGAUCAUCAAAGCACUUAAAGGUUCUUCAAGUAACCCUAAUUCCCAGAAACCCCUGACCAUGUCUCUACAUGGUUACAGCGGCACUGGAAAGAACUUUGUUAGUCGACUAAUAGCACAGAACCUUUACAGAAAAGGACUAGACAGCAAGUAUGUCCAUAUGUUUGUGUCAACACUCCAUUUUCCUCACGUUCAGUUCAUUGACAAGUAUCAGAGUGACUUACGGAGGUGGAUUCAUGGAAAUGUUUCACAAUGUGCCAGAUCAAUGUUUAUUUUUGAUGAAAUGGACAAAAUGCAUCCAGGUCUCAUUAAUGCAAUCAAACCUUUCCUGGACUACAGCAGUGAUGUUGACAAAGUGGAUUACAGAAAAGCAAUAUUCAUCUUCUUAAGCAAUACUGGUGGUGACAAGAUAAGUGAAUUUACCCUAAACAUUUUGAUGAAUGGAAAGGAAAGGGAGAGCAUUAAGCUGAGUCAGCUAGAAGAGGAACUCUCCUUGACAGUCUUCAACAAUAGCAACAGUGGUUUCUGGCAGACUGCUCUCAUCCAAAGCAACUUGAUUGACCAUUUCAUUCCUUUCCUACCCCUGGAGUUCAAACACGUUGAGUCCUGCGUGAGAGCUGAAAUUGCAUCCAGAGGUAAAAGGAUCAGUGAGAGCAUUGUCACCACAAUUGCAAGCAGUAUGGUCUACUACCCAGAAGAGAAGCUGCUGUCACAAAAAGGCUGUAAGACUGUAGCUUCCAAAGUAAACUUGUAUUUCUAAGUUGAAGAACCUACAGAAGGAAACUUUUGCAUAUCUCCUUGGUGUUUGCAGAAUCUCUGGGACUGAUUGAUGAGGUACUUAUCCACUUACAAUUCUUUUAACAGAAUCACUCAAUAACUAGCCUGUUGUACCUGCUGGUGUCCAUUUCUGCCAGUUAGGUGAUCUGCUGUCAUGGUGUACCAUACUUGUCUGUAUUGUACCAACCCGAAACAUCGACUCUUCUGAUCCUCAAAUGCUGCCUGACCACCUGUGCUUUUCCAGCACCACACUCUUUGACUCAUACAUCCACAGCAGCACAUCUGUCCACCAUUCUGUGACAGUUGUUAUCCAACUGCAAGCUGCAGCAAAAACAGAAAUUGCUGGUGAAGCUCAUCAGAUCUGGCAGCAUCUGUGGAGAGAGAUCUGAGUUAACGUUUUGGGUCAAGUGACCCUUCCUCAGAACUGGGGAUGAGCCCUUUUUCUGCAGUCACCACUUUGGCUGCUGGAAAAGACCCAUGAACAAAUGGCUAAAAUACGGACAUGUCACUUUGCAGAGUUAUUUUUGCUCAUUUGUCUUAUGGGUAGUAUGUGAAAUUUGUAGCAGAGAUCUCAGUGUGCACACUUUUAAAAACCUGUUUUUUUCUGCAGAUCUUUACUUAUUGUCCAGGCUUCUGAUGUGUACAGGGAAGGGUAGAGAAUGCAGCAUCUGUAAACAAAUGGAUUAUUGACAAGUGCCUAAAUGGUGUUAAACGUAUAAUCUUGUACAUUUUAAAAGAAUUAAUGAUCACGAUAUUGGAUUAAGAUGUAAUCCACCAGUGACAUUAGAAAGAGUUGAGUCCAAGCACUUGAAACUUAUUUUUUUUGCAAAGUUAAAUUAUGCAUGAAGUGUGAGUGAAAUGUUUAAGGUCAAUACAUCUCAAACCUUUUCCUACUGUGACACCAUUUCAAAAUCUGAAAAUUGUCAUGACCCCUCAGUGAGCACUGUGAGAGUGGGUUGUGAGCUGCUUUGAGAGAUCUGUUAGAGAGGACAAAGUGAGAAGUCACACAACACCAGGUUAUCGUCCAACCAGGACAUCAUCUGACGAAAGAACAAUGUUCCAAAAGCUUGUCAUUGCGAAUAAAGCUGUUGCCAAACUGGUGUUGUGUGACAUCUGACUUUGUGUACCCUAGUCCAACACUAGCACCUCCACAUCAUGUGAGAAGAAGCAAAGCUCUUAUAACUUGGUUGGAGUUCCACAGUAGCUACUGAGUUUCAGAUCCCAAUAUUUCAACUUGUGACCUUUUAAACUUCCAUUUUGAGGAAUUUAAGAUAGAAUGAAAAAAUAAGGUGUAAACUAAGAUUGAUAGGAGUCAGUACUGCAAUAUUUUUAUUAGCCCACACCAGCCAUCCCUGAGCAGAAUAGAUAAUGAUGAUUUCACUGCAAUAUCUAAUUCCUGUAACAGUCUCCAAAGGGGAGAAAAAACUCCUUGCUUCGAGGCUUGUGUAAAUGUGGAUUGCAUUGCUGCUGUACAGCCAAAAAUGCAUCACCAAUUGAGUUGUUUAAGGAACAGGUAUAGCUAUAUCCUUUCCUGAAGAAGGGCUCAUGCCCGAAACGUCGAUUCUCCUGCUCCUUGGAUGCUGCC
Messenger RNA from Chiloscyllium plagiosum (whitespotted bambooshark), 3158 nucleotides. RefSeq names its product torsin-1A-like. Gene Ontology annotation, cellular component: nuclear envelope; endoplasmic reticulum; endoplasmic reticulum lumen. Gene Ontology annotation, molecular function: ATP binding; ATP hydrolysis activity. The record is from RefSeq and is a predicted model, not a curated record. Lineage: Eukaryota; Metazoa; Chordata; Chondrichthyes; Orectolobiformes; Hemiscylliidae.